Messenger RNA from Apiotrichum porosum, 1116 nucleotides. RefSeq lists its product as uncharacterized. The transcript is spliced from 6 exons. Lineage: Eukaryota; Fungi; Basidiomycota; Tremellomycetes; Trichosporonales; Trichosporonaceae. Gene Ontology annotation, molecular function: oxidoreductase activity; FMN binding. The record is from RefSeq and is a predicted model, not a curated record. The coding region runs from base 1 to 1116 and encodes 371 amino acids.
AUGAACCGCCUCGCCAACCAGGAUGAGCUCGUCUUUAGCAUCAAGGACCUGCAACGGGAGGGCACCAAGAAGCUGUCCAAGACGGUGGCAGAGUACUACAACGAGGGUUCCAUGGACCUCCUUACCUUGAACGACAACACCAUGGCCUUUGACCGCGUCCGCCUCCGUCCCCGUGUCUGCGUUGAUGUGUCGGAGAUUGACACCUCGACGAAAUGCUUUGGCGCAAAGGUGGCCAUGCCGCUUGGAUUUUCGCCAGCGGCAAUGCACAAGCUCGCUCACCCUGAGGGAGAGCUUGCAACCUCGCGGGCAGCGGCCAAGGCGGGCUGUAACAUGAUCCUGUCCACCUGGGCAACGACACACAUCAGCGACGUUGUCAAGGAGGGUGAAGGCUACGGCAAUGCGUACGGCAUGCAGCUCAGCAUGGUUGAGGACUGGCAGACAAACAUCGACGUGGUGCGGAACGCGGAGAAGGCCGGCUGCAAGGCCCUUUUCCUCACGGUCGACUGCGCAGUGCUGGGACGCCGCCUCAACGAGUACCGCAACGGCUUCUCCCUCCCAAAGCACCUUCAGUUCCCCAACCUCCCCGAGGGCAUCGACCCCCACUGCAGCACUGUUUACGACCCUCGUAGGGCAUACGACCGCUCCUUCACAUGGGAGAAGGUCAAGCGCCUCGUGGCAUCCACCACGAUGCAGGUCUACCUGAAAGGCAUCUUGACCGCCGAGGACGCGAUCCUUGCCGCCGAUUGUGGUGCCCACGGUAUUGUCGUCUCCAACCACGGCGGACGUCAGCUUGAUGGCGCCAUGUCCACCCUGGACGCUCUUGAGGAGAUUGUAGCGGCUGUCAAGGGACGCAUCCAGAUCCACCUGGACGGCGGUAUCCGCCGCGGCAGUGACAUCUUCAAGGCCAUUGCGCUCGGAGCUGACCACUGCUGGGUGGGACGCAUCCCCAUUUGGGGCCUGGCUUACGACGGCGAGCGCGGUGUCACUCUUGGCCUCAACCUUCUGCAAGAGGAGCUUACCCUCACCAUGGCCCUGUGUGGCUGCAGCAAGCUCAGCGACAUUACACCUGGGCACCUUGCCCGCCUGCGUGCCAACGGUCUGUUUGCCAAGUUGUGA